CUCCAGGCGAUCGAGACGCCAAUGAGCAGUGAUUUACUUUUAGAAAACGGUAUUAAAUACAAGAAGUACAAACUAGUGAUCAGUGAUCGGUGAUCGGUGUUCUUAAGGAUAAUAUCAAGACAUAAUGGAUAAACUCAAGUACAGCCGUUGUCCGCUCAAAAAGCGUCCGAUAAUGUUGAAGGAGGAGUCCUAUCAGGAGGAUAAUCUCAGUCAUGAUGAAGGUCCUGUGGACUUAAGUGUGGCUUCGGCAGCGGUUCCCUUCGAGCCGCAUUGGUCUGUGAGGCCGGAGCAGGAGUCGCAUUGGUCCGUAAAGGAGAAUCCGGAGGCGCAACACGUUCCCGCCGCCUUGCGGAAGCGAUUCGAUGCUGCCAUGAACCAAACCAAAGAGCAACUCGCCCGUCGCAUAUGGGAGGAGACCCGGGAAAUAGCUCGAGCUUUUCCGGAUGUUUUCACACGCGAGGAAAUCGCCAAGAGCUUGGCGCGCUUGGGUUAUGGAGAGUUCGAGCUACCGCCCGAGGAAGAGGUGAUGGAGCCGGAAGCCGAGCAAGAGCCAGAGCCGGAACACGAUCAGGAGAACUAUCCGUUGCGGAACUACAACAACAACCUCCUGAAAAGCAUUGCGGAGUACGAGGACUGCAUGAAAAUGCCUUCGAUCAAAGAGGAAGUGCCUCCAGUGCCACAAAAUAUAUACUACACCCCACCCCCUUCUGUCGCCGAGCCCGAAGAUCUCUCCGUGACCCAAAGGCGAGUCCUGAGCGAGAACAUGAACAUACAGAAUGUGGCCAGGGCUCUACUGAGUAUGCAAAACAUGCAACCCCAAAUGCCCCCCAGUGCCCAGGACAUGGAGCACGAGGAUCAGGAGAACCAGGACCUCAACCAGUUGAAAAUCAAGAGCAGCAACGACUUGUACUACCAGUGCCAGCAGUGCAACAAAUGCUAUGCCACAUAUGCCGGCCUGGUGAAGCAUCAGCAGAGCCAUGCCUACGAGAGCACGGAGUACAAGAUCAUCAGGAGUCAGCCCGGAGGAUCGGCCCCCAUUGUGGAUCAAACGGAGUUCUGCACAGACCAGGCUUCAGCCUUGAUCCAGGCUGCCAAUGUGGCCUCUGCCCAGAGCAUGCAGAAGCCGGUGGGUGUGCCGCGGUACCACUGCCAGGACUGUGGGAAGAGCUAUUCCACCUACUCAGGACUCUCCAAGCAUCAGCAGUUCCACUGUCCGGCCGCCGAGGGUAACCAGGUGAAGAAGGUGUUCAGUUGCAAGAACUGCGACAAGACCUAUGUGUCCUUGGGCGCCCUCAAGAUGCACAUUCGCACCCACACCCUGCCCUGCAAGUGCCCCAUCUGCGGCAAGGCCUUCUCCCGGCCGUGGCUCCUGCAAGGACACAUUCGCACCCACACGGGCGAGAAACCCUUCAGCUGCCAGCAUUGCAAUCGUGCCUUUGCCGAUCGCUCCAAUCUGCGGGCUCACAUGCAAACCCACUCGGAUGUCAAGAAGUAUUCCUGCCCCACCUGCACCAAGUCCUUUUCGCGCAUGUCCUUGCUGGCCAAGCACUUGCAGAGCGGCUGCCAGAACGAGGCGAAUGGCAAUCCUGCCACCAACGGCUUCGACCAGCAGCAGUUGCAGCAGCAUCUGCAGGGAUACGAGGACGCCGCUGGUGGCAACGGCCACCAAAUGUACUACACCGGCAGUGUGGGGAGCAGCAACGGGGAGGAGGAGGACACAGGGGACUACCCCCACCACAACCCCCAGGCCAUUUACAAACUAGAGUCAUAGAAGCCAAAGUCAGAACGAGGGAAUCAGUCAGUGCCAAAAAUUAGUCAGGGCAAUUAUAUUGCCUCUUAGGGUCUCUAGAUUAUCACAUUAACUUAUUAAACAAUAAUCUCUCUAAAUUAUUAACUAAAAUUUAGAUUCUAAAUUAUUAAUCAUCAUAUCAAAGUUUCUAGUAUUAGGGUCCAUUGUUGCAGAUUGUUUUCGUUGAAAGAACUUUGUAUUAUAGUUAGGCUGUUGUUGAAACUGAAGAGUGUACAAAUCGAAAUGGUGCCGAGAAUAAACCCACUAGCAAGUACUACUUAUAAU
Drosophila bipectinata is the source of this 2074-nucleotide messenger RNA. It is a transcript of the gene wor, whose product is annotated as worniu. The record is from RefSeq and is a predicted model, not a curated record. Lineage: Eukaryota; Metazoa; Arthropoda; Insecta; Diptera; Drosophilidae. Gene Ontology annotation, biological process: regulation of transcription by RNA polymerase II. Gene Ontology annotation, molecular function: DNA-binding transcription factor activity, RNA polymerase II-specific; RNA polymerase II cis-regulatory region sequence-specific DNA binding.